This is a messenger RNA of Aspergillus costaricaensis CBS 115574, 3150 nucleotides long. RefSeq names its product putative C6 transcription factor (Mut3). Lineage: Eukaryota; Fungi; Ascomycota; Eurotiomycetes; Eurotiales; Aspergillaceae. The transcript is spliced from 4 exons. Gene Ontology annotation, cellular component: nucleus. Bases 1 to 3150 code for a protein of 1049 amino acids. Gene Ontology annotation, molecular function: zinc ion binding; sequence-specific DNA binding; DNA-binding transcription factor activity, RNA polymerase II-specific. Gene Ontology annotation, biological process: positive regulation of transcription by RNA polymerase II; DNA-templated transcription. The record is from RefSeq and is a predicted model, not a curated record.
AUGACUUCCGCUCCCAGUCCGGCGCAUGCCGAAAAUGCGAACGAGGAUGAUCCCUCAGCCGCUUCCGACUCUUUCUUCUAUGCCCACGAAGAUCACGAUGCCUCCCCCGGCCAUGAUUUGAUGAUGAAGGAUGAUGCGCUGGGCGAUGGCAAGCCUGUGAAGGACUCCCUCCCCAUGCAGAAGAGGCGUCGUGUGACGCGCGCUUGCGAUGAAUGUCGUCGCAAGAAGAUUAAGUGCGAUGGGAAGCAGCCGUGCACUCAUUGCACCGUCUACAGUUAUGAAUGCACGUAUGAUCAACCGUCUAACCGUCGUCGCAAUCCCGCUCCUCAAUAUGUCGAAGCUCUGGAAAAUCGUUUACACAAGGCGGAGGCCUUGCUCCGCGUUGUGCUCCCCGAUCUGAACCUGGACGACCCCCAAUUCGAUGUGCAUGCCACAGAGCAGAUGCUGGCAGCCAUCAAGCGAGAAAAACAACAAUCCCAGCAACCACCACCAGCGGCAUCGCUCGCGACUCCCAGCGAGCGGCGCCGAAGCUCGGUUGUCAUGACGGGCACCGACUCAGCAGCGGAUGCGAAUGGAGGGGACGAGUCGCUCCUCGAGUCGAUGGUCGACAAUUCUGGCUAUUUAGAUCUGGACGACCAGGGCCACUGGGACUACCACGGUCACAGCUCGGGCAUGAGCUUCAUCCGCCGACUGCGCAAGCAGCUUGGUGCUUCCGACAUACAGCCGCCGACGAUCCGGUCGCGACCGGUCACCCAAUCCAAGUUUGACAGCCCUAAAUCGAUAUCGGAAUCACCGCAGGAUGCGCCAUUGCCCCCCACUCAUGACCUGCCCCCACGGGAAGUCGCACGACGUCUGUGUCACAGUGCAUUUGAUGAUGGCUGCGCACUGAUGCGCUUCGCACACGAACCCUCAUUUUUCGCCAUGUUCGAUCGAGUGUACGAUACUUCGCCUGAUCAGUUCACCAACGAAGAAAACUCGUUCCUGCCGCUACUCUACAUUGUUAUUGCGGUCGGCUGUCUGUUCUCUGACGGUGGGGCAAAUCCUCUUGACGUUGCUGGAUACGAGGGUGCGAUUGGUCAAGGCUUUCAAUACUUCAAAGCAGGUCAACAGCUAUUGGAGAUCACUGAUUGCCGCGAUUUAACCUCCCUGCAGGCGAUUUGCUUCAUGGUACUCUUCCUACAGGCCUCUGCCAAGCUGAGUACUUGCUAUUCCUACGUGGGUAUUGCCCUCCGGUCCGCCUUGCGACUCGGCUUGCAUCGCAAAGUGACGGCGCAUUUCAGCCCGCUAGAGCAGGAGCUGCGGAAACGUGUCUUCUGGGUCAUAAGAAAGAUGGACGUCUACGUGAGCACGAUGCUGGGUCUUCCUUUGAUGUUGAGCGACGACGACAUUGAUCAGGAAUUUCCGGCGUCGGUUGAUUCCGAGUUCAUUGCUAAGGACGGCAUUCUGCCUAUGCCCUCCGAUCACAUACCUCUUAUGGCCGGAGCUAAUGCGCAUACGCGCUUGUCCAGCAUUAUCCUCAAAGUGGUGAAGUACAUCUACCCGGUGAAGAACGCUCAGCAUCGGGCUGGAUCGGAUCAACGCUAUGUGGUGAGCCACUCCAAGAUUCGGGAGAUUGAAAGAGAUCUUCAGGCUUGGAUGGAGGAGUUGCCAGCGGCACUGCGUCCGGGAACGGAGGUCUCUCCGCAAGUAGAGCGGAUCCGGCAAUUGCUGCGUAUUAGCUACGCCCACGUUCAAGUGAUGCUAUACCGACCCUUCCUACACUACGUCUCCAGCGGCUCGCAGGCUCGUGGGGUGGACCGUCGUUCUUACGCUUGUGCAGCGGCGUGUGUCAGUGUUUCUCGCAACAUUGUCCACAUCACUACUGGCAUGCACAAGAGAGGACUCCUAAAUGGCUCUUUCUGGUUCACUAUGUAUACCACGUAUUUCGCUAUUUUGUCACUCCUGUUCUUCGUCCUUGAGAAUCCCGACUCUCCAACGGCGAAAGACGGUGUUCUCAAGGACGCCAUGGAGGGUAAGACCACACUUGCUGGCCUGGCAAAGAAGAGCAUGGCAGCGGAUCGUUGCUCCCAGAGUCUAGUCUGCUUGUUCAAAAACCUCCCUGAGCUGCUCAAGAACCGGCAAAGUGCGACCGCCCGUGCGAACCUCAAGCGUCCGGCGCCUUCCAGCAGCGGUCGAGCGUCGGCCAAUAAAAGCUCCACCAUGCCCUCGGGGAUGCCGCCGCCGCAGCGGGCCAGCACCUUCCCUAAUCAGCUGCUACAUCGGUCAACCAAGUCGGAGGCCAGUAAUACGCCGAAGAGCCUAGAUGAUAGCGCUGCAACACGCAAUGUUGCAACCAACCCCCGUCAUAGUCAGCCUCCGACGUGGUUUCCGUCCACCCCGGAGCCUCCGGCUGAAGCGGUGUCAACGCCUUCGGAGACUGCGACCAAUAGUGUCUCAACCCGAGCGUCACCUGUUUCGACGUCAUUGCCACCCGGAGACUCGGGCGCAAAUGCAUUUAACGCACAGGCCUUUGGAAACCCCGGUAACUUCCCCGAUCUCAUGCCUAUUAUGUUCCCCUCGGACGAUCCGUUUGCCUAUCCGACGCAACCGAUGUCGACUCUGGAAAACGACCAUUUCCAAGAUGUGACCGGUGCGCCAGUCACCACUCAGUAUGCAUCGGGAAUUGCAUCCACAGCCGAUCACAACGGUGUCAGCACGCUUGCGGCCUCGUCACCGGCCGUAGAUGGAUUCGCAAACUUCUCACUCUUUUCCGGUGCACCUGGCGGCCUCAACAACAGCAUCACAAGCCGCCUAGCAAACCACCAACCAAUGAAUGCAUCUCAACUACAGUCACCCGGCUCCCACGCCUCAACGCCCAUUAAUAGCGGCGAGGCUGUCAACAGCCCCGACCUAGUCUCCCUGCCCAACCAGAACUUCCUAUGGCAGGGAUACAACUUCCAGCCACAGAACUUCACCGCGGAGACGACUGUUCCUCCGACGGCCGCAAACCUUGGACAAUUCGGCUUAGGUAUGGACGACAAUAACGCCCCGGGAUUGGGCAUGGGGCUGGACCUAGGACUUCCGUUGGACGAUAUUUUCGGAAAUGGAGAUGCGUGCCGCCCAGGCGGUUUAGGCGAUGAUUGGACGCAAUGGAUGAAUGUUGGAGGCUAA